Molecule: messenger RNA, 982 nt
Organism: Caenorhabditis angaria
Lineage: Eukaryota; Metazoa; Nematoda; Chromadorea; Rhabditida; Rhabditidae
Source: the annotation of a GenBank genome assembly
AUGCAGUUCAUCUCAAUUGUUUUGCUGAUUUUUGGAGUGGUUCUAGUCUAUUCGUUUCCAACAGCUGUGAGCCAAGAUGAAACAGAUAUUUCUGUUUCGGGAAAAGUUGCAAUGAAAUCUGGAGAUGGUUUGGUGGAAAGUGUUCAACGAAUGGCAUUGGUGAGUUGAAAUUUUUUCUAGUCAAAACUGAAAUACCAAAUUGAAAUCGGGCCAAUUCAGAUUCAACAAAAAUUUGAAAUUUCCCAAACAAUAAUUGAAAAUGGUCCGAUUUCUCUCUGGUCAGUUUCGAUUUCGAUCAGUUUCGAUCAGUUUUGAUUUGAAAUCAUUCUAAUUUGGAACUUUCUAAAAGUCUAAACAAUUAUAAACAAUUUUGCAGAUUCGCAACAAACGUAGUUCAAGUGACAGUUCGGAUUCAAGCGAAGAAAAGAAGAAGAAGAAACGAAAGAAUCGACCACAUCAUAGACACAAUCAUAGACAUGGUGAUGAUGAGGACAAAAAGAAAAAUAAGAAACAUAAUCAUCACAACAAGAAGGAUGAUGAAGAAAAAGAAAAAGAAGAGGAGGAAAAGAAGAAAAACAACAAAAAUAAGAAUAAGGAUGAGGAAGAUGAAGAGAAAGAGAAAAAGAAAAAUAAAAACAAGAAGGAUGAGGAGGAAGAGGAUAACAAGGAUAAAAAGAAGAAGGACAACAAAAAGAAAGAUAGUGAGGAAAAAGAAGAGGAGGAUAAGAAAAAGAAGGAUAACAACAAGAAAAAGGACGAGGAAGAGGAAGAGAAGAAGAAAGAUAAAAAUAAAAAGAAGAAUGAGGAUGAUGAGGAGGAAAAAGAUAAGAAAAAGAAGGAUGAUAAGAAGAAAAAUGACGAUGAAAAAGAAGAAGAGGAGAAGGAUAAGAAGGAUAAAAAUAAGAAAAAAGACAACGAAGAUGAAGAUAAGAAAAAGGAGAAAAAGAAGAGUGAUGAGGAUGAUAAGAAAAAAGAAAUCUGA